This is a messenger RNA of Osmerus eperlanus (European smelt), 4522 nucleotides long. It is a transcript of the gene amd1, whose product is annotated as adenosylmethionine decarboxylase 1. The transcript has 9 exons. Gene Ontology annotation, biological process: spermidine biosynthetic process; spermine biosynthetic process. NCBI's taxonomy places the organism in Eukaryota, Metazoa, Chordata, Actinopteri, Osmeriformes, Osmeridae. Gene Ontology annotation, cellular component: cytosol. Gene Ontology annotation, molecular function: adenosylmethionine decarboxylase activity. Bases 206 to 1288 code for a protein of 360 amino acids. The record is from RefSeq and is a predicted model, not a curated record.
UUCUGUGCUCUACACAGUAUGGCCGGCGAUAUUAGCUAGCACUCGCUCACGGUAUUCUCUGUAAAAGGGAAGACGGUAAAACCAAGAAUUUACACCUGGACUGCUAAAGGACUGUACUUAUAAAUUAUACCAAUCAAGCAAGGACUAAUUAAGUUGAGAACGUUACCAACGUUUAAUUUCUGUUGUUGGUGUCUGUUGUCUCACGAUGGAAGAGAACGGUGCACACUUCUUUGAGGGAACCGAGAAGCUGUUGGAGGUGUGGUUCUCCAGACAAGAUGAGACCAAAGGAACCGGGGACCUCCGCACCAUCCCGAGGUUUGAGUGGGACAAACUUCUGGAGAAUGUGCACUGUUUGAUCAUAAGUGUGACAAAAACUGACAAGCAGGAAGCUUAUAUACUCAGUGAGAGUAGCAUGUUUGUCUCCAAGAGACGCUUCAUUUUGAAGACAUGUGGAACCACCCUCUUACUACAAGCACUGGUACCUCUGCUGGAACUUGCCAGGGAAUACUGCGGCUUCGACGCCAUCGAGAAUUUCUUCUAUUCUCGCAAGAACUUCAUGAAGCCUACACAUCAGGAGUUCCCUCAUCGAAACUUCCAGGAGGAAGUGGAAUUUCUCAACCAGAUUUUCCCAAAUGGAGCAGCCUACUGCAUGGGACGUUUGAAUUCUGAUUGCUGGUAUCUGUUUACUUUGGAUUUGCCAGAGUUCUGGGAGAACAAGCAUGCGGAUCAGACGCUGGAAGUUCUGAUGAGUGACCUUGAUCCAGCGGUUAUGGACCAGUUCUACAUGAAAGACGGUGUUUCUGCAAAUGAUGUCACUCGUGUAAGGCCCACUACUAACUCUACUAUCUCUUGCUCCUUUCUUCGUGAUGAGAAAGGGGACACUUCUAUGGGCAGCAUGAGUGGAAUUCGUGACCUGAUACCAGGUUCUGUGAUAGAUGCUACCAUGUUCAACCCUUGUGGAUACUCAAUGAAUGGAAUGAAGACUGACGGAACUUACUGGACGAUCCACAUCACUCCAGAGCCAGAGUUCUCCUACGUCAGCUUCGAAACCAACCUCUCCCAGACGUCCUACGAUGAUUUGGUCCGCAAAGUUGUAGACGUCUUUAAGCCUGGAAAAUUUGUGACUACGCUUUUCGUGAACCAGAGCUCCAAAUGUCGCAGUGUUUUUACUUCCGCCCAGAAACUCGAGGGAUACAAGCGCCUUGAUCGCCAGUUGGCCCAAUUCAACGAUUACAAUUUUGUCUUUACCAGUUACGCCAAGAACCGCCAGCAGAACCAGCAGAGUUGAGAGUUGAAAAUGAAAAAAAAGCGUAAGAAGAAAGGCGGUCGUGCCGGGCUCCUCCCCCACGGCCGGAGUUCUUCCCCAGCGGAGAGAACCCCUUCCCCCCUCCGCUGCUCUGGAUCUCUCGGUUCUGAAAAGGCCUCCGGCCCUAGUUUAACCUCCCGUUUGAAAUGUAUGCAUUGUUGUACCUAUGACUUAGAUCUCUUGCAUGAAAGCUCUUUUCUCUGUUUAGAUAUUCUAGCUCACUCUUGCUGUGAUCUUGAAGUGCAUGUAGAGGAAUUAAACACGCUCUGUUUGAGGCUGUCCACCCAUGCCCCCCGUGCACAGUACAGCAGCCCCUUCCUGCAGGUCUCUCCUCUCAUCCCCAACAGACAAGGCUUCAGAGCCCACUAGGCCAGGGCCCUGACAUGCUCAGAUCAGUUCGUACCUUCGCUGGGUUUACCGUAGCCUUUCCCUUACAGCGCACUUUAAGAACUAAUAUUUUUUCUGCUGUGCCAAGCAAACUUCUGUCUCAUGUCUGAACGAAUUUGUGUUCAAUUAAUGUUAUAAAGCAGAUUAGCUUUUGGCCAUAACAUUAUUCGUAAUGUCAACAAACCAUUUAACUGACUCGUUGUUUUAAAAAAAGAGAAAAAAAUGCCAUACUUCUGUUGAGUGUUGCACUACCAGACAAAUGGUUUGAGGUUAACUGGUCAAUGUGAUUUGGUUUCUUACGGCUGUAAACUGCACUGGAGCCUAAGGAAUUCCUGUUUUUCGUGAGUCUUUGGUGCAGUGCUGUAAAUGGUUCAGAACCCACCCAGCUUAACUAGCCAUGCCUCCACCUUCAUUUAUCUUUUUAAUGUUCUCACAAAAAGACAGGAUUUGAGUCUCAGCUAACCAGACAUACAUAAAUCAUUUAAGGCUUGUGGUUGCUGCUGAUUCAUAUGGAAUGUGUAAUGUGCACAUUAUUGUUUAUACCCAGGCUGCUCUUACAGCAUGCUGUAUGAACAAGAAUCAUUGGGUGUAGGAAUUGCCAGCCAUUGUCACACUGAACUUACACAUUCAUAUGAAUUGGGUUGAAUCCAAACUGAAUGUCUCUGGGUGCCCCAGUGGCUCACCGGGCUGGUUGAGGCCUCACCGUGGCAGCCUGAGUUCGAAUCCUGCCCAGGCCUUUUACCGCAUGUCAUCCCCCCUCCCUGAAUUUCCUGCGCUCUAUCCAAGCACACCAUCUGUCAGAAAUUAAUAAUAAAGGCAGAGUUCCAACCAAAAAUAUCUUACAAAAAAAACCUGUCCCUCCCAACACAGAAUGUAGAGGUCUCUAGAGAACUCGUCCAGGGCUUUAUCUGAAUGUAUGAGCGUGGAGGAGACCCAGUCCGCAUGUUUCUGUGGUGUGGGUCAGGACAAAGCCCUCUGCCGUCCAGCAUGGUAGCCAUUGUCCCUGGGCCCAGCCGGUCUCCCUGCACAAAGUGAGACUGUCAGCUGGCCCCAGAACCAUGCUUGACAGACCGGCUCCCCUGGCUGCACCAUGUGGCCCUGAAAGGGAAAUAAUGAAUCAGACACUUUGCUUAGUGUUGCCCAGCAAAGCAUUUUUCUUUUUCCAAACAAUAUACAUCCUCUCUCUCUUUCCCCCCCUAUACAGAAAUCGGUAUUCACACAAUGGAGGCCCUCUGAUCUGAGCAUGCCAGGGUGAUCCCGGAUCAUUCCACACAUAACUGUUGCAUAAACUGCCAUUUUAUUAAUUUUAUUGUGCACAGACGUUUUGCAGUGAAUUGGUCCAAAAUGUGACUCCAUUGCAGUUUUUUGGAGUACCAUCAAUGCCCUUUGUUCAGCGAGGGAAAGACCCUGUGACACUGUUGCAUGUGACUACUAGUGCUAUGUUGCUUGACACUGUUGUGUGCUGCAAUCUGUUCCUCCUGUGUAAGUAGGUCAAUGUGCUUCAUCAUCCUUUUUGUUUUUUCAGCUAAAAUGUAGAUGGAACUAAGGCAUCCUGAUUGUUUUAUUGAACAUUCUUUUCGUUUGGGGAUGGGAUUCACUUGUGUUGACUUCUCGCAGUGCUGAAGGCAGGUCGUAUUCUACUGCUCUGACAGUUUUACCUUUGGCUCAUCGAAAACGCUUUUGAUAUAGAUAUAUUGAAGAUUAGUUUUCUCCUUUGGCUGUUGCUAAGUAACUUUCAUGAUGCUUCCCCUGCCAGAGAAUGCAGAUUGAUUUUUCAUUUGCAGACAGAGCUGGAGUUGAAAUGAAAUAUUGUUAAAAAAAUUUACUGUAGAAAAAAAAUUAUAACACAAACGAUUAUGCUCUGCCUUCAGCACUACUGAGGUUGUCUACGGGGGGGUGCCCCUUGCCCCCCCCCCACACACACACACAAACACUUUAAGAGUGGAACAUCAAGCUGUUAAAAAGAGCACCUGUAACAUUGAGAAAUGCUGAUCACAUUACGGCAGAAUAAUUAUGAUUGGGCUGUCAAAAAAAAUUCUGACUAGUGGACUACAGAACUUGUAUGUACCCUAAACACAUUUCCUGUUAGGAUUCUAGGCAGAGUUGACAAUUGGAAUUGAUUCCCUCCAGUAUGUCUGGUGUGGCUUUUGGAGUGGUUUAGUAUUUUUUCCCCGAGGACCAACUUUUGUUCAGUGUCCUUACCUGAAAGGCAGUAAGUCAUUUAAAAUGCCUCCAUUUAUGUGGUCAGUUGUCAGUGUGCCAGGGGCUUUUAGUGACAGAUUUGAAGAUUUUCACCAGCACUUCACAAGUUAAAUUUGGGUACUUGGGACAAAGUCAUAUUUAGAAUUUAUGACCUGGGUAGUGUGUAGUCAUGUUGUUGGUUUGGAACAUUGCUUUUUAUAUAUAUUAUACACUUAAAUGCAUUUUUUGCAGUUUAAUGGCAAUUCGAUUUUUACAAAACAUUUUUGUAAGGAAUGCAUUUGUGCUGCGGACCAAUCCUAAUUUUUGUUUAUUGUCCAUAUUUGUUGUUAAACCAGUGUUCCAAACGUUUUUUUGUUUCUGAAAUUGAGGGUGACCUUUUUGAGAGCUAAUUGGAUCGUGGUGUUUUCGUCUUUCCCCGCUCUAAAAACCUUUUGGAAGGUUUGGUCGAAUGGGGAAGUCAAAAACCUCCCCAUAAUGUGAGCGCGGAUAACAUUGCAGGAUGUAUCAGGAUGUACCGAAGAAAAACUUUGCUGUUCUAAUUCUUUUGCUAUUCUUCUUUUGAUGGUCAAGAUGUGCUAAAUAUAUCUGUACUAUGAGCUAGAUGCUUAAAUAAAUCAAUAAAAGAUU